CCCAGCUAAUACUGCGUUUCCAAAUUAUUACAUCGAAUACCAUUCAGAGAGGGAGAGAGGGAGACGCCGCACACACACAGACAGAGGGGAGAGAGGGGCGAUGCCGGAGCUGCCGGAGGUGGAGGUGGCGCGGCGGGCGCUGCAGGAGCACUGCGCGGGGAGGCGGAUCUUGCGCUGCUCGGCGGCGGACGACCCGAAGGUGAUCGACGGCGUCUCCCCCUCGCAACUCGAGUCGUCCCUCGCCGGGAAGACCGUCCUCGCCGCCGCCCGCAAGGGCAAGAACCUCUGGCUCCGCCUCGACUCCCCCCCCUUCCCCUCCUUCCAAUUCGGGAUGACGGGUGCGGUCUACAUCAAAGGUGUGGAAUUGAGCAAAUACAAAAGGUCGGCGGUGAGCCCGACGGAGGAGUGGCCAUCGAAAUACUCCAAAUUGUUUGUUGAACUGGAAGAUGGUGUCGAGUUUUCCUUCACCGAUAAGAGACGCCUCGCAAAAGUUCGCUUGCUUGAAGAUCCUGAAUCUGUGCCUCCAAUUUCUGAGCUGGGUCCAGAUGCCCUGUUCGAGCCUAUGCAGGUCGAUGAGUUCAUGAAUGCCCUAAGAAAAAAGAAGAUCGCGAUAAAGGCUUUGUUACUUGAUCAGAGCUUUAUAUCUGGUAUUGGUAACUGGAUCGCGGAUGAGGUGCUCUAUCAGGCAAGGAUUCAUCCCAUGCAAAUUGCUGCAAACCUAUCGAAAGAGAGCUGUGAGACUCUCCAUCGAUGCAUCAAAGAGGUUAUUGAAAAGGCCCUUGAAGUCGGUGCAGACAGUAGCCAGUUUCCAGAACAUUGGAUUUAUCAUUCUCGUGAUAAGAAACCUGGCAAGGCAUUUGUGGAAGGAAAGAGAGUCGAAUUCAUCACUGCAGGUGGCAGAACCACAGCUUUCGUGCCAGAAUUGCAAAAAUUUGAAGGCCCCCAGUCAAACGAGAUCCCGUCAACUAAAUUAAAGAGAGCCAAAACUGGUAAAAAAUUUCCUGGUAAGCAAGAAUCAGAUGACGAGGAUGCAGAAGUCAAUGAAAAUUCAAAGCCAAAAAGCGGCCAAAAAAGUUCCAAAGGUACUAAGAAGCAGCCAAAGAAAGCAAGAGAUGACGAUGAGGAAGAGGAGGAAUCAGAGAAGCCGGCGAAAGGGGCGAGGGGGAAGCAAGUUAAAAUGGCAUCAAAGAAAAAAACUAAAUCUAAUACAGAAGAGUCCGAUAGUGAGGACGAGGAAGUUAAUGAAAGUUCGAAGUUCGAGAGGAGAAGGAAUAGCUCCAAAGGCGGUAAGAAGCCAAAGAAAACAAGUGAAAGCGAUGACGAUGACGAUGACGAGGAAGAGGAGUUAGAAAAAACUAGCAAGAGGCAGCCAUUAACGAAAGGAGCCAAGUCUAACCAAGCAAGCGCUCAGCAGAGGAAGAAACAACGCAAGUAGGGCCGUGGUGGUCCUCGAAAGAGUUUUGACUUUUGAAGAAGCAUGUACAUAUAGUAUUUUGCUAUCCGAUUUUCUUGUUGCAGUGCUUGGAAUCUCUGCUUUUAGGUUUGAAUGUUAAUGAUACUUUUUCCAUCUUGGUAGUCAGAUGAGGACAAGUGCUUGUAGAAACUGUCUUGAUGGAUCUACUGGUAUGCUGAAAGGCCAUUUUGCUAUGUAGGCCAAACGAUGUGAUCUAAAAGAUUGUGACCUUUUUUAACCCCUUUG
Ananas comosus (pineapple) is the source of this 1699-nucleotide messenger RNA. RefSeq names its product formamidopyrimidine-DNA glycosylase-like. Lineage: Eukaryota; Viridiplantae; Streptophyta; Magnoliopsida; Poales; Bromeliaceae. Gene Ontology annotation, molecular function: zinc ion binding; DNA-(apurinic or apyrimidinic site) endonuclease activity; damaged DNA binding. The transcript has 10 exons. Gene Ontology annotation, biological process: base-excision repair. The coding region runs from base 101 to 1435 and encodes 444 amino acids. Gene Ontology annotation, cellular component: nucleus. The record is from RefSeq and is a predicted model, not a curated record.